UUUAGCUAAUUCGCUAAAACUACACUCCCCAUGUGUCAUCGGCGUUUUGUUUAAACCUAAAUUUAAUCGAAUGUAUUCGUCACCAGAGGUCAUAAAUGCAAUGCACGUGAAGCACUUUCAUUCAGUAAGAGUAGCUCACGCACAUGAAGCUAAAGGACAGAGGAACGUAGACAUAUAACUACUUCCUUGUGUUUAAGCCAGUGAGUCCAGUUCUGUGCAGUGAGUCACACGGAUAAAACAUGGCUGGUCUUGUUUACUGGUCUUCAGUCGUGACACGACACGCACUAUUUAUGCUAGCUAAAAUUCACCUGCUCUGAUGUCUUCCGCCACUAACGGAACAGUGAACUUGAACCGGAGAGCAGCGAAGGAUUUAACGUUGAUCGCUGGACAAAGAACGGGAUUCGGCGCCAGCUACCUAACUAGCUAUCUACUCUUGUCCGAUAGUUUGGAAAGAUGAUUGGGUCCCCUGAUGUGGUGGCUUUUACCAAAGAGGAUGGUUUUGCGGAGGUGUAUAAAGACCCCUGGAUGAUCCCAGAAGAGUUUUCUGUGCCUCUGUUUCCUCAUUCUGGAAAUGGUAAUCCUUGGACAAAGACAUCUUAUGCUAAAUUUACCAAGGAUUUUAUUUUGAUUUCUGAGUUUUCUGAACAAGUUGGCCCACAGCCUUUACUCACCAUUCCAGAUGAGUCAAAAGUUUGUGGCACCUUUGAUCUGAACUAUUUCUCCCUGCGGAUCAUGUCUGUGGACUAUCAAGCCUCAUGUGUUGGCCAUCCUCCUGGCUGUGGCUAUCCAAAGCUUAAUUUUGUGGAGGACUCAAAAGUUGUACUUGGGGACUCAAAAGAAGGUGCUUUUGCAUAUGUCCACCACUUGACUCUUUAUGACUUGGAGGCGCGUGGCUUCGUUAGACCUUUCUGCAUGGCUUAUGUUUCAGCAGACGAAAGAAAGAUCAUGCAGCAAUUUAUAGAGCUAUCAUCUGAGUUUUCCAAAGCCUCGGAGUGUUUGAAAACUGGAAACCGGAAAGCUUUUGCUAAUGAGCUAGAAAAUAAACUAAAAGACUUGGAAUAUACCAGAAGUGUAUUGCACAAGGAGACAGAACUGCAGAAAAUGAGCAAUGGCUGCUUUUCAACCCAAGCAAUAGAGAAAGCUAAUGAGUUGGCAAAUGUUGAAAAAUCUAUUUAUGAGCAUAAAGAUUUGUUAAAGCAGAUCACAUCCUACCCAAAUAGAAAAAUUAAUGAUCCUGAAUUUCUGCCAUAUGAAUCAGGCAGCCCUGUUGACUCAGCUGAUCUAGGCCAGGAACCAACAUUCAGGGAAUUCAACUCUGAAGAUCAGUCAGAGGAUCACAGUAUUAAACAAAAACCCUCUUACACCCCUCAGCUUGUAAAAGCAAAGUCAGCCAAAUGUUUUGAUAAGCGCUUGAAAACACUGGAAGAGCUCUGUGAUUUAUACUUCUUCCAUCAAACAAUGGAUCAGCUCAGGUUAAUCGAGAAGACGUUCCGAGGUGACCUGUGCUACAUCUACACUAGUCAGAUUGAUCAGGCUUUGUUGAAAAAGCAGAAAAUCACUAACUUCCUUUUUGAGGAUAGUGAGUGGGAGGAAGAGGAAGCUGAGCAGCAAUUCUGUGAUGGGAAACAAACUAUGACCAACAACCUACCUCCAGCUUCCAUCCUGUCAGUUGAGCCAUUGAGUCUGGAUUCCUACACCUCAUGUGUUGAGACUGUGCCUAUUAAACUGGAGCCAGAAACUAAUGAAGAUAGGAUUCAUGGAAGAGAGCUGACUGAGUUCAGCCCCUGUGACCUCUUGCAAGACAAUACUGAUGAAGGUAUUGAUGCUGAAAUGAAAGGCAGUCUAAGUAGUGGUGAAAGCAUUGAGGUUCUGGGAACUGAGAAGUCUUUUAAAACUCAGGGACCAACAGUGAAUUCAAACAGUGUGGCAAACCUUCAGCCAUCUUAUCCUGAAGUAGUUCGAAAUAAAAUUUUCACCAGGAGGACUUACAGUGAGGACAGCAUUGAAAUACUGAGCACUUGUGAAUCCAUUAUACCUGAGGACCUGCGACCAUCCUACCCAAGUGCUAUUUAUGAAGAGGAACUCCCUGUGGAGAGUUGCACAGAUGCUGUACACAGUCAGACAUCAAUGUUGAAUCAAGCCCCAGGCAUGCUGGAUGAGUGCGUUGAUGAAUCAGGGUCUAACCUGCAGGUGGAGUCGACAUGCUGCAUUGGAAAAGAGGACCACAUUUAUAAGGGGUCCUCACCUGAGCUGGCACAAGAGUGUUGUGCUAAUGGAGUGAUGAAACAGGAGCCACAAUCUGAUGAUCAGGGGGAUCCUACUCUGCAGGCGGAUUUUUCUCUUGAUCAGGCGACCUUUUCUGAAGCCUCUCCUGCCGGGCUUCCUCUAUAUGAAUUGAACCCAAACUGUCUCUCAGAUGAUGUCUCUAGAAUGAACUGUGAUGACCUCUCUGACAGCACCAGCUUCAUGAGUGCCUCCACAAAUUCUGAUAGGACAUAUUCACCCUUUCUUUAUGGAAAUCCCAUUACUGUGAAGCACAAGAAGAAGUUUGGGCAGAGUGCUUUGAGGUUCAUCAGACAGUACCCCUUUGCCCAGCAAGCUGUUUUCUGCCUAAUGAGCGGCAGAACUCUAGUUGUGUUGGGAGCUGAUGAAGGUACAGUGAGAAAGCUGGUUAAUGCUUUGUCAAUUUUCAUACCCAAAAUUGGUAAGCACGGAGAAGCUGUAAAACAAUGGCUUUCUUCACCAUUCCAACUGACCGAGUUGCUGAACUGGAAGCUUAUUGGCCUUCACAGGGUGGCCUCUCCAGCAGGUUCUAGCAUGGUGCACUCCCUGAGCCGCUAUAGUCGCUAUAUCAGCGUUCUGGACAUUGACCACAAGACACUGCGCUGCCCACCGUACAAGGGCUCUUUGAUUGGGAAAAUGGUCGACCACCAUACUCAGAUCAAGCGCGGGAGCACCUACUUCAUGCAUGUGCAGAGUAUGCAAACACAGCUGUGUUCCAAGGCUUUCCUCUACACCUUCUGCCAUCAUCUCCACCUUCCCAUAAGCGCAGAUGAAGACCAAGACGCUGUGGCAUCACGAAGGACCAACUUUCUGCACCACCAGUUGCGCUACGGUGAGGAUGACUGCAGAAUAAUGCAGUUUCUGUCUGAGCUCAUCAAACACCAUUACCUGCAUGGUUCCAGCAAGGGGGGCACCCUGCCUGUUUUCAGCUUUAACUAUACCACCAGCUUUUUGCACAAACCUUAGGUGUGAAUGUUGCAUGCUGUAUCAGAUUAUUUCACUGGCUCCUGAACAAUUCUGGGUUCCUUUCCAUUCUUACUGUGGUAGGAAAUGGAAAUGAAGAAAAACAAUGAAUGUAAAUUUUUUUUUUCAAGUGAUUAACUAUGGUGUGUUGUCAUAAGUGUUGACUGAGUGGUGCAUUUGCUGUUGAAUGUGGUUUACUCUUGUAUUUUUUGAUCUCUAAAGUGCUAUUUAUUAUUGAUGUAAUUCCCCAGCCUUAUUCUUGAAAACAGCCAUGGACAUAUAUACUGUUGAGCAGAAAUGAGUAUCUUCCAGAGGGGUACUGCAGCUGAAAGACUAAUUACCAAAAUGUCUUGCUAGUAUGACGGAUGAAGUCAAAGUGUACCUACAAGUAAUUAUCCUUACGGUGCCAUACUGAUCCGUUUUGUAAAAAUAAAAACAUUACAUACUGAACACAUUAUGCCAAUGCAUCUUGGUCUCAGUUGUUUUAUCAAACCAGAUUUGCUGAGAGCUGAAAAUGGCCAAGUAACCUCACCAGUUCAAUCAGUGCACCUGGGUGGGUAACAUUUAAUACAUUUUUCUCAUCAAUGAACUACUUUGAGAUACUAUGUAAAAUGAUUGUUAUUGAUCAGCAGAUCACUGAAAAACUGUGCCAAUUUCUUUUUCUUCCUUUUUGUGAAUUUCAAUUAUUUUUUUGCCUUUUUCAGGAAUUCAGACUGUUUUUAUGCAUUGUACUUUUGUGGUUCUGUGCUAGAUUGGAAAAGUUUUAAUUCAUGAGUAACAUUUCAAUUACAAAAUGACAAUUUUUCUUUGAAUACAAAUGAGCAGACAUUUUCUUUUAGGAAAAAAACUAAUGAAAAUGGCAGAUAAAGUGAAAUGAGACCAUGAUCUUUGUUGGUGGUAGUGUGUCACAAUAAACAGAGUAAAUCCGGAAUUGUCAAUCUAUGCUUCAUAAAUUUUUUAAGAUAAAAAUGAGGACGAAUGCCAGUGCCCUCCAAGAUAAAUAUACUGAAAUAAAGAAAAUGAAUCAUAUCUGACUUGGGUUAAUUACAUUUUGAACCCUUCUUAUUUAGAUGCAAUUGAAUCAGGUGGGGCUCUGAAUAUGCAUGUUAUGAUAAAAUGGUGUAAAAUGAUGCAUAUGAUAUUGCAUGUUUCAAGGAUUAUUAUUUGUCAUCAACCUUUGUGCUAAAUGGAAAGUGUUGUGGAUCAGUCUGCAAAUAAUUGUUAGAAUACACUUGUCCAAAUCUUCUACUAUGUGAAAGUAAUAUGGGUGUCAGUAUGGUAGGGAUAUGUUAUUGGUUUACAGAACUAGAAAUGGUCCAGUUAAUUCCAAUUAUUAAUCAGUCUAAUUGGUGAUGUUCUUAAAGUGUUCCUGCUCUAUAUUUGAACUGCAAAACAGAAAUAGUAUUUUAUGAGCUGUUGCAAUGGCAAAAAAGGGUAACUGUCUCUGAAAUCCAAGUGAUUGUAGCCACUCAUCACUAGUCCAAGUUCCUUGGCCUCUUCCGCAGAUAUGAAAUAUCUUUGUGUAUUAAACAUCUUAACUGGUGUUUUUUCAUGCUUACAAAACUUGUUAAGGUAACUGAAGUGUGAGCCCUCUGAAAUGAAUUGCAGCACAAAUGUAAACUCAAGAGCUAAUUCUUGACCUACAUACUUUAAACGUUUAGAAUUUGUGCACCCCACAAAGUGUCAAUUGUGGAGAUGUAAUUCAGUGUGUUGUAUCAAACAUUUGGAAAUUUGUAGAUGAAUUUCAUACUGGGAAUAACAGGAUCCCUGCCAGGAUUGCUGGAUAUUUUUUGUUCUUCCUCUGGUAAAUUUCCAUAAAGCUGCUAGAUAUUGAAAUAAGAUUGUUCAAACAACCCAUAUAUAAUUUUUGGGGGAGGAUUUUUGUAUGGGAUUGAAUUUGUGUUUGGAUGUCUUUCAGCUAAAGCCUUACUGUUAUACCUGUCAGAUUACUUCAAUACCCAUGUAUACAGUGCAUUUACUUCAAACACUGACUGUACACUUUUUUUCCUACCCAAAUCCAUUUGCAGUAAACAAAAAAUAAAUUUAAAAUAUCCUGUCCUGACAGAGUUUAUUUCUACAGGUUUUCUGGACAUUUCGAUACUUUAUGUAACCUAGUGUCGGAUUCACACAGCCUUUGUGUGUGACCAUGGGCAGGAUGUAACGGGCUUUAUCCUGCUGUGUUAUCAAUAAUGGUAUAACUGGGUUUUAAAAAAACUGCUAUGUGUUUAUUUUUGAAUGUUAGCCAAUGUCUGCAUUUGAUUUUGCACAGGAAUGUUUGGUGGUUCGGAGAUUUUUGUUUUAUUAGAAUUUGCUUUUGUAUGUUUUGAGUUGUAAACACCAGAAUUUAAUAUAUUUAAUAAAAUGUCAAAUCUGA
This is a messenger RNA of Anguilla anguilla (European eel), 5620 nucleotides long. RefSeq names its product guanine nucleotide exchange protein smcr8a-like. Bases 454 to 3249 code for a protein of 931 amino acids. NCBI's taxonomy places the organism in Eukaryota, Metazoa, Chordata, Actinopteri, Anguilliformes, Anguillidae. The record is from RefSeq and is a predicted model, not a curated record. The transcript is spliced from 3 exons. Gene Ontology annotation, cellular component: guanyl-nucleotide exchange factor complex. Gene Ontology annotation, molecular function: GTPase activator activity.